ACUUUGUUGCAUUGCAUUCUUUUCUCGUCCAAAGCUAUCACUGCUACGUCGCGCAUUUCCAAUUUGUUGCUAUAUAUUUUUUUGUGCAGCCUCACACCAUAGAGCAAGGUUCUUGCUCUAUGCUCACACUUUCAAGUUUUAUUUUUGGGACACAUAGUAGACGCAGUUUGGUCGCAAAGUCACCUUCACAGAUUUCAGGGUCGACGUUGAAGAGCGUGCUGUGAAGAUGGCAGAAGAUGAUUACUUUGAAAUGAAAGAGGACAGAAUAUGGAAGAUUCGGCGUGCUGGUAAAAAAACCCACAAGAAGGAGUUGGCUACCUUUACCAUGACUGUGGAGGGUAUUAUAGAAGCAGGCACGAAGAGUGGCCUCCAAAUCGAAGUCAAGAGUGCCUUGGUUAAUGUGACAAGAACAUGCUUUGUCACAACAGCUGCCAUUCAUUCCACCAUCGAGAAAUUUUCCUCCGAACUGACCCACUCUUUCGGGAGCCAAGGUGACGGUGCUGGCGGCUUGUUCCAUUCAUUCAGUACGACUGACUUACGUCAUUUCUUCAUGCAGGAAAUGAGAAGCUUCCAUGAAAGGUGCAUGGCAGAGAACAUCGGCAUGAACAAAGUUGCGGCGAGCUGCAUUGGAAAGCAGCCCGGCGCAGAUGUUUGGAUGCUGUCUCCUGAAAUGCAGCUUGACGGAAAGGGAAAGGUGAUCAGUCGACAUGAUCAAAAAUACGUGUGGGUUAACAGCCUUUUGAGCGGCGCAUCCAGUGGCAGCCAACUCCUUGAGCUUCCACCUUCGUUCGAGGCCCCCACAGAGCAGCUGCACGAUGUGUUUGAUGUGCUCUUCCGAUCUCUGCAUGAAAAUGCUUUAUCUGCUAUAUUUGCAAUCGCAAGUGUGUGCAUGUGCAUGCACUACGAGACAGUGGUUAACACGUUCAAAUGCUGCCCGAUCCCAAUAAUCGUGGGAGACGUAAACACAGGAAAAACAACUGCCUGUCGCAUGGCAUCCCGCAUGAUGGGGCUGCACCGUAUUCUGGGCUAUACACGUGAACGGUACUUGCCAAGACAAACAUCAAGCUCCUCCUUUCCCGUCAUGAUCGACGACGUGGAGGGAAAGGACAUUGAGUCGCUGCUAACCAAGUACUUCAAUGGAGGAGUAGAUGCAACUUGUGCGGGGGAGAACGAGCCACGCACCUGCCCUGUUUUCACUGCAAAUUGGUUUGCAAUCGACAAAUUUGCCGGCAAUGCUAGGGCAAUGUCUCGAGCAGUUAUGGUCCCUUUUGUAAAGGCUAACAGGCAGGGCGGCCCUCGCCAGAGUGAAGCAGAGUUGCAUCGCAACAAGAUCGAAGACUGCGCGGUACAUACCUUGCCUGUGUUGAUAAGCUUGGGCAGAGACAUUGCAGAGAACAGCUUCAAUAUCCUCACCGAGUACAAGUCAAAAGUUCAAUCGGCAACGAAGGGUCUUGAGUGUGAGGAUAGAAUCUACUUGUGCUAUGCUGUGCUGCUUUUCGUAACAGAAGCUCUUAUUGCCAGAGCUUCCCUUCCGAAUGUACCAGUGGAAGCGGCUGAGGUGCAUUUAAGGGAGGUCAUCGCCCCGCAUGGUAUACAGAGAUACCAGACUGUUCAUCCAGUGAGCCAUUCACCUUCAGCCCUUUCAUCGCCAAGUCACCCAGAGUUUGACAUUCCAACGGUCAUUUUGAAGGCCACGGAUGCUGAGUGCGUGGGGAAGCUCCUCCUCGCCAUCAACCCACGCCUGGAAAUCAAAUCGGAGCACUCAGUUGUAUCAGGACUAGCCUUCCAUUUGAACGGGUUGAUGUCAAUCUUGCAAGACCACAAAAUUCCACAUUCAGCCAAGUUGGUGUGGAGGAACACGAUAAAGACUGACCUGAUGAUUGUUGACAAGGUUCAGGCCUUCUUCAAUACAGAUUCAAAUCACACCACAAUUAGCAGGUCACGUGCAAAUUCCACCCAUCCGAAAAAUAGACUUGCAACCUUCAUUCCCUUCAAGCGCUUCACCAAUGAGCAAUUGAAACAGUUGGAAAAGGUGUUCCAAGUACAGACUGGAUGUGAGGCAACCGCAGAUCAGGUGCAGGACGAUAUUGACUCUGUUGAUGGUGUAAUGGACAAGGAGACUGACAGUUCAAGUCGCAAUGCGGGGAAUUGGAAAGACAUGAAUACAACAGACAAGGAGACUGACAGAUCAACUCUGAGUGAGGGAAAAGACGUGGGGACAACAGACAUGCAGACUGACAGAUCAACUCGGAGUGAGGGAAAUGACGUGAGGACAACAGACAUGCAGACUGACAGAUCAACUUGGAGUGAGGGAAAUGACGUGAGGACAACAGACAUGCAGACUGACAGAUCAACUCGGAGUGAGGGAAAUGACGUGAGGACAACAGACAUGCAGGCUGACAGAUCAACUUGGAGUGAGGGAAAUGACGUGAGGACAACAGACAAGGAGACUGACAGAUCAACUCGGAAUGAAGGAAAAGACGUGAGGACAACAGACAAGGAGACUGACAGAUCAACUCGGAAGGAGGAAAAAGACAUGAGGACAACAGACAUGCAGGCUGACAGAUCAACUUGGAGUGAGGGAAAUGACGUGAGGACAACAGACAUGCAGGCUGACAGAUCAACUUGGAGUGAGGGAAAUGACGUGAGGACAACAGACAAGGAGACCGACAUAUCAACUCGGAGUGAGGGAAAAAACAUGAGGACAACAGACAAGGAGACUGACAGAUCAACUCGGAAGGAGGGAAAAGACGUGAGGACAACAGACAAGGAGACCGACAGAUCAACUCGGAAGGAGGGAAAAGACGUGAGGACAACAGACAAGGUGACUGACAGAUCAACUCGGAAGGAGGAAAAAGACGUGAGGACAACAGACAAGGACACUGACAGAUCAAGUCUGAAUGAGGGGAAUUGGAAAGACACGAGGACAACAGACAAGGAGACUGACAGAUCAACUCGGAAGGAGGGAAAAGACGUGAGGACAACAGACAAGGAGAAUGUCAUAUCAACUCGGAAGGAGGAAAAAGACAUGAGGACAACAGACAAGGAGACUGACAGAUCAACUCGGAAGGAGGAAAAAGACGUGAGGACAACAGACAAGGAGACUGACAGAUCAACUCGGAAGGAGGAAAAAGACGUGAGGACAACAGACAAGGAGACUGACAGAUCAACUCUGAAGGAGGGAAAAGACAUGAGGAAAACAGACAAGGAGACUGACAGAUCAAAUCGCAAUGAGGGGAAUUUGAAAGACAUGAAUACAACAGGUUGGUGA
This is a messenger RNA of Patiria miniata (bat star), 3271 nucleotides long. RefSeq lists its product as uncharacterized. Lineage: Eukaryota; Metazoa; Echinodermata; Asteroidea; Valvatida; Asterinidae. The transcript has 32 exons. The coding region runs from base 227 to 3271 and encodes 1014 amino acids. The record is from RefSeq and is a predicted model, not a curated record.